AUGUCAGCUAGAAGAGAUACGUCUGAUGCAGGUGCUGCUGAUGUAGCUACGACAGAAGAGGCUCAGGGUAGAGAGGUUUCAGGCCGUUCUUCGCAUGGUAGCGCUGCAAUUGUUGGUGAAGAGCCUGCCAUGAGACCUCGAGGUGAGGAAGUUACAACCCCAGAAAAUGUUAUGAAGAACUUGAAUUCUCAAGUUUAUCCAGAGGUGGUGAAAAUGUUAAAAGAUGUUGGGUAUGCAAUGAUGAAGAUCAUCUUAGUUUCAACUGUCCAAAUAAACAUAAGGAAAGUGAUUGAAGUUGAUGAUUUAAUAAACUGA
This is a messenger RNA of Hansenula anomala, 315 nucleotides long. RefSeq lists its product as uncharacterized. The record is from RefSeq and is a predicted model, not a curated record. The transcript has 2 exons. NCBI's taxonomy places the organism in Eukaryota, Fungi, Ascomycota, Saccharomycetes, Phaffomycetales, Wickerhamomycetaceae. Bases 1 to 315 code for a protein of 104 amino acids.